ACUGCUCCUCCCCUCAUGUUUAAAUAAUAAGGCCGUGACGCAGCAGCCGGGCGAGGCGCAGGACAGGCCCGGUGUGUGCGCAGCGGGCAUCCGCCGGUGGGCAGCUGGGCCAGCCGCCCCGGCAGGUAAGUGGACCCCAGGAGGCCCAGUGGGGAGCCGCGGCUUGCUCGCCCCCAGCCUGCCUGCCACGGAUCGGGUUGGGCCAGGCGGAGGCCACCUGCCCGCCACCGCCCGGGGCCGGAUGCACAAUGGCCCGGCCGUCUGGGCAGAGGUGCGCCUAGGUAAUUUUGGAGCCUGGAGCGAAAGGCUUUUGGAUGCGCGCGCGCGCGCACACACCGCUGCAAGUGAAGCCUCGUUUUUUUAGCAGACGAGACUCUUCUGUUCUCCCGCUGAAGGGCAGGGUGCCCACCUCCGCCCCCAAGAUGGUCAGCCGCCUGCCUCGCGUGGCGGACCUGACCCGCUUCUGCCAGAAGCUCAGCCGCGUGAAGACGCUGGAGGAGGACAUGAUGGAGACCUCCCUCAACCGCUGCCUGACCACAGUGGACCUGACGCUGCUUGGCAUCGGGGGGAUGGUAGGAUCUGGCCUCUACGUCCUCACCGGCACCAUCGCCAAAGACACCGCAGGGCCGGCCAUCGUGGUCUCCUUCAUCAUCGCCGGCAUCGCCUCGUUGCUAGCCGCUCUCUGCUAUGCCGAGUUUGGCGCCCACGUGCCCAAGACGGGCUCGGCCUACAUGUUCACCUACGUCUCGAUGGGCGAGAUUUGGGCUUUCCUGAUUGGCUGGAAUGUCAUCCUGGAGUACAUGAUUGGUGGGGCGGCCGUGGCCAGGGCAUGGAGCGGCUACCUGGAUGCCAUCUUUGACCACCGCAUCAAGAACUUCACGGAGACCCACGUGGGCACCUGGCAGGUCCCGUUCCUGGCCCACUACCCGGACUUCUUGGCGGCCGGCAUCCUGCUCGUGGCGACGGCCUUCAUCUCCUUUGGUGCCCGCGUCUCCUCGUGGCUCAACCACGUCUUCUCUGCCAUCAGCAUGGGCGUCAUCCUCUUCAUCCUCGUGAUGGGGUUCAUUCUGGCCAGGCCCCAAAACUGGGGGGCUGAGGAAGGGGGGUUUGCCCCGUUCGGCAUCUCGGGGAUCAUGGCGGGCUCGGCCACGUGCUUCUAUGCCUUUGUGGGCUUCGACGUGAUCGCCACGUCCAGCGAGGAGGCCAGGAACCCCCAGAGGGCCAUUCCCAGAGCCAUCGCCAUCUCCCUCAGCUUGGCCACGGGGGCCUACAUCCUGGUCUCCAUGGUGCUGACGCUGAUGGUGCCGUGGCAUUCCUUAAACCCCGACUCUGCCCUAGCGGACGCCUUUUACCGGAGGGGCUACUCCUGGGCUGGUUUCAUCGUGGCCGCAGGCUCCAUUUGUGCGAUGAACACCGUUCUCCUCAGCAACCUCUUCUCUCUGCCCCGGAUCGUCUACGCCAUGGCAGAGGACGGGCUCUUCUUCCGGGUCUUCUCACGGGUCCACCCCCGCACGCAGGUCCCCGUGGUGGCCAUCAUCGUCUUUGGCAUCCUCAUGGCGGUCCUGGCCUUCAUCUUCGACUUGGAGGCGCUGGUCCAGUUCCUCUCCAUCGGCACCCUCUUGGCCUACACUUUUGUGGCGGCGAGCGUGAUCAUCCUGCGCUUCCAGCGGGCAAAGGUGGAGGCCCCCAACCCCCCCGAGGGGACUGAGCACCCCCCGACAUCCGCCGAGAGCAUCGGAGCCGGCGAGCCGAAGGAGUACGAAUCUUUCUCCGACAAGCUGCACUUGGUGGGGAAGGAGAAGGCCAAAAGCCAGCGAGGACCAGGCCAACUCAAGGCGGCUUUUGAGCCCUACCUGGACUUCCUCAGUGAUUUCUACCCUGGUGAAGUGGUCACAGUGGCCGUCAUCAUCCUUAUGGUGUCGGCCCUCUGCUUGUCCUCCAUCCUGGUGUUUGGGACGGGCCAGCUUCACCUGCCCACCUGGACUUACGUCUUGCUGGUAGUGCUCUUCAGCUUGGCUUUGGUGGUCAGUCUGAUCUUGAUCAGCAUUCAUGAGCAACAGCAGAGCACCCAGACAUUUCAGUUACCACUGGUGCCGUUGACUCCUGCGCUGAGCAUUUUCAUCAACAUCUAUCUGAUGCUGAAGCUCAACUACAUGACCUGGCUACGCUUCUCGGUCUGGCUGGUCGCAGGCUUGUUGGUCUACUUUGGCUACGGCAUCUGGCACAGCAAGGAGAACCUGCGGGAAUCUCAGGCCCAUGCCGUCAGCGCCCGCUACGUGGUCUUCCCAAGCAGCAGUCUAGAAGAGACGGUGCAGACCGUGCAGCCCACCACCCAGCCCUCUCAGGGUUUGGAGGAAACAGUGGAAGAAGAAGCGAAGAGAUGAUGCAGGGAGGCCAACACAGAGGAGACCCUUCCCUCCCCGCUCCCCCACCCACUCCGCCGCUCUCCAGUAUUUGCCAGAGGGAGCAGCCGGGGAGGGACGCCCUCACCCCAGCCCGCCAGGAACCCUGUGGGCGUGGCAAGCUACUGCCAAUGGAACAGAGGCUCCCUGCUUCUGUUUUCUUGCCCAGACCCCAGUUUCCGUUGCUGGAAGGCUGCACACAUCUUGUCGCUGAGCACAAUGACCUGGCAGUUGGGGCUCAAUCUGUAGAGUGUCUCCCUCCCAUUCGGUGGCCAACCCGCCCACAAGAACCCAUUGCAUCGCCCCCUUACCAAACUCUUCCUGUUCUCUUUCUCCCAGAUCUUGCCCUUCUAGAGCCAUUCUUCUGCCUGUUGUUUCCUGGACAUCACGAAAAAUGGAGAAAAGUGGUCUCUUUGGGUUAUGCUAGGGUGGUGGGUGCAGCAGCCCCAGGAAGACCCAUUUCACCAUUUUGGGCCCGGGGCGGGGGGCAGGGGCACAAAGAAAGUUUGGAUUCUGGGCUCCAAGUGACACUGAGACAAGGACCUGUCCUGAUUGAGUUGACGUCUCCCUCUGUCUUCCGCAAACACAGGGAGUCUGGCUAGUGGGAAUGGCAACUCUAGACAGUACAAGCUGCUGGGUGUUUCCACUCUCUGGGCCCCUCUCUCGCUAACGCUUGUCUGCCGUUCACGUGCAAGAACAUUUGAUUGGGUGCCCCAGGCAGGUUUCCUAUGCCAUUAUUACACAGCACAAUAAGAGCCAAUAUUCUCUAGGUGCUGCAGGCAGAGGUGCAUCUAGGUAAUUUUGGAGCCUGGACCUAAAAGCUUUUGGAGGCCCCCCUCCCCUGCAAAUUAAGCAUCAUCAUGCUUAAUUAAGCAUCAUCAGCCGGGUGACACCACCUGGGUCUACAAGAGGAUUGGGGGCCCCCAGGGGCUGUGGGGGCCCCUGGACUUUGGCCCGGAAAUCCAGGGGAUCAGAGCACCUCUGGCUACAGGAGACCCAGAGCAGAGGCUGUCCCAACCCACGGCUUACAGAGGCUGCCGAGACAUGAGACAAAGCCCACUGGCGGGCAUGUUCUGGGUUCUAUUAAGAUUGGACCAGCCCCCCCCCCAUAUGGAGCUAGGUUUAGUGUGGGUUGCCACUGUGAUUGUGUGAACCCGUGCCAAGGUGAACCCCUACUAACUGGGCAAAGAGGCACUUUUUAAACAUGGCAAUUCUCUUUACUUAGCAGCGGGAGAGUAACUGGCCCUACCCACCCCCAGAACAGCAUCCCUCCAGUGACUGUUGCUGGCGUCUAUCUUAUGUUCCUUUUUAGAUUGUGAGCCCUUUGGGGACAGGGAGCCAACUUAUUUAUUUAUUUAUUAUUUAUCUGUAUAGACCACUUUGGAAACUUUUGUUGAAAAGCAGUGUAUAAGUAUUUUGUUGUUGUUGUUGUUGUGAGAUAUGCCGAUUCAUCUUAGGCCAUAAGCCACCAUGGCAUGGGUUCACACAAUCACGCUCAUGUUGGUCACCCACAUUAACCCUAGAUUUGAACUCUUGUGUGAAUCAGGCCAGUAUAAAGGCAGCUCCAUCUGCUCCUACGUCCGUUGCAGGAGCUCAGCUUCACCCAUCCCUGCACCGUCCUGCAGCUGUGUAACCUGUUUGCAGGUGCGCAACACUCUUGCGCAAGCAGAGUGAUACUCUGAACAACAACCACUGAGAUUAGACUCCUGCAUCGGAUCCCCACAUGAAAUGGGACAUAUCGGUUUUUGGUUUUAAGAGGAGCAUACACACUGCCACCCACCUGCUCCUGUGCCACAGAAGGCUUAAAACCCUGAAGAAGCUACCAAGUCCAGCUCUUCAGUAGCCCUGCUUGGCAAUGCCAAAUGGCCCCUUUGCUCUUACUGUAUGUGCCUUUAGCUGCCCUCUGUGCCCAGAGGAACCUUGCCAAAUGCACAGCGGCUUGCCAUGCAUCAGAGCACAAACAGCUUCCCCGUGCAGCUCUUUCAGGCACGGUUUGUCAGCGUGGGGGCCACAGGGAAGGGGGCUGCACCAAUUAACUUGUGUGAGUGACACACACGCACAGAUGUACCCCAGAAACUGAACUAUCCCAGGCAGGCAGCUACCUGUCCCCUCCCCUAUAAGUUGGAGCCAGUCUUUUCCAAUUAAAAUAGUGGGAUCAGGCUGCCCCACGCUGUAGCUGACCCCGUCCCUGACCCCAUUGCCUGGAGAGGUCUGCCUCUACCAAAGAGAAGGAAAAUGACCAAGGGUGCAUAUCAUGAUGUGCCAUGAUUGUAGUGGCAGAUUCGUGUCUCAGGAAGCUCCCACCACCGAGAUACACAAAUCCGCCACCACAAUCAUGGCACGCUUCCCGAGAUACGCGAAUGAGAUACGCUCGAGAGAUACGAUACGUGCGAGAUACGCUCGAGAGAUACGAUACGUGCGAGAUACGCUCGAGAGAUACACGAAUCCGCUGCUACAAUUGUGGCACGUCACAAUGAGCACCCUUGGUCAUUCUCCUUCUCUUUAGCACCUGUGGCACGUCACGGCUGCAUUUUUGGGGACAGGAACACAAAGGCCUCUUGCUUUCCACGGCUCUCAUUAUAUAGAUGUCUCAUCACAACUGCCGCCGCUUUGCAACUCCGCUUUAAGGAUGGGGGGCAGCUGGGGUGGAUUGUCUGUACAUACUUGUGCCGUCGUCGGUGAGUUCCAGGAGUGCCGUGCGCCCAGCGCCCAGCUGUUUUGCCCCGCGUCCCGCCUGGCGCUUGCCCCCUCCUGCCUCACCACUUGUAGCCGGCCGCGCCCGUCGGCCUCCUUACUAACAGUGUACUUCCACUCUGUGCAACGGCUUGUGGCAAAGGAGCUGCUCUAGUGAUAAAGAUUUGUCUUUCCUUG
Hemicordylus capensis (graceful crag lizard) is the source of this 5273-nucleotide messenger RNA. RefSeq names its product solute carrier family 7 member 4 (gene SLC7A4). Bases 315 to 2384 code for a protein of 689 amino acids. The transcript has 5 exons. Gene Ontology annotation, biological process: transmembrane transport; amino acid transport. Gene Ontology annotation, cellular component: plasma membrane. The record is from RefSeq and is a predicted model, not a curated record. Gene Ontology annotation, molecular function: amino acid transmembrane transporter activity. NCBI's taxonomy places the organism in Eukaryota, Metazoa, Chordata, Lepidosauria, Squamata, Cordylidae.